CCGCCCGCCCUGGGUCGCUAGGUGAUGACGUUAGCACUUUGAAGCCGAGUGCCCGUGUCUUCCGCUCCCCGGCUUCUUAGUGGCUGCGGUGGCGGAUUCUGCAGCCUGCUUUUGUUGGGACCCUUCCGAAGCUUUCUCCGUCUGCGAGAGAAGGACCACGGAACCAAGUCGGUGAGUGAGAUGGGGAAAGUGAGUCUCUGGGGAAUUAACUGACUUGACUAUGAUCACACCAGUAAAUGAGCAAGCUACUUCCAAAGAAAGAGUGAAGAGGUCCAAACAUAUCUUGCCUGAGACAGAAAACAGGAUAGGAUACUGAUUUGAAUUUUUAAAAUUGGCAUCUGGAAGUUGCUUUCAUUUUCUGGAACAUACUUCAUACAGGCCAGGUGGCCAGAACUCAUUGAGGACAACAAGGUGAUGGCUGACCCAAGAGAUGUAACCACAUGAGACUACAUAAAGUGCACCAGAUGUAUCAUUCGACUAUUUAGAAGUAUCCAGCUUUUUCAAAGUUGUGAUCUGACCUGUAAUGGCGAAGUAAGGUCACUAGAACAAUUUCUUUCUUGUAUGGUUUGAUGGCUUUCUUAUCUGACCCAAACCAAGGUAGUUGUUCUUUACCAACACAAAAAAGGAUUGUGGAUGACGCUGCCUUGGAAUGCCAUCUCCAAUUCACUAACACGUGAAAGAAACCUGAUGAAUAUCAAUCACAAAGACUCAGAAAGUAUCACUGAUGUUUGCUCCAAUGAGGAUCUCCCUGAAGUUGAAUUGGUGAGCCUGCUAGAAGAACAGCUUCCCCAAUACAAGCUCCGAGUGGAUUCCCUCUUCUUAUAUGAGAAUCAAGACUGGACUCAGUCUCCCCAUCAGAAUCAGCAUGACUCUGAUGCUAUCUCUCCUGUCCUUGCUGAAGAGACUUUCCGUUAUAUGAUUCUAGGAACAGACAGGGUGGAGCAGAUGACCAAAACUUACAAUGACAUUGACAUGGUCACACACCUUCUGGCUGAGAGAGAUCGGGACCUAGAGCUAGCAGCUCGUAUUGGACAAGCUCUCUUGAAGAGAAACCAUGUUCUGUCUGAACAGAAUGAAACACUUGAAGAGCAGUUGGGACAAGCCUUUGAUCAAGUUAAUCAACUGCAGCAUGAGUUGUCUAAGAAAGAUGAAUUACUUCGAAUUGUCUCCAUUGCUUCUGAAGAGAGUGAAACUGAUUCCAGCUGUUCUACACCACUUAAAUUCAAUGAAUCCUUCAGCCUAUCUCAAGGUCUGUUGCAGCUGGACAUGCUACAAGAAAAACUCAAGGAACUGGAGGAAGAGAAUUUGGCUCUCCGAUCUAAGGCUUGUGACAUAAAGACUGAAACAAUUACUUAUGAAGAGAAGGAACAGCAACUUGUCAAUGACUGUGUUAAAGAACUCCGUGAAACCAAUGCACAGAUGUCCAGGAUGACAGAGGAGUUAUCAGGGAAGAGUGAUGAACUGAUUCGAUACCAGGAAGAAAUCUCCUCCCUUCUGUCUCAGAUAGUUGACCUUCAGCACAAACUGAAAGAACAUGUGAUUGAAAAAGAGGAACUGAGGCUUCACCUACAAGCUUCCAAAGAUGCCCAAAGACAGCUGACAAUGGAGCUGCAUGAGUUACAGGAUCGGAAUGCUGAGUGUCUGGGAAUGCUACAUGAAUCCCAAGAAGAAGUAAAGGAACUCCGGAGUAGAUCCAGCCCUGCAGCACAUGUAUAUGGCCCCCAACAGUGUGGAGCAUUUUCUGCGGAAUCUCUAGCAGCUGAAAUUGAGGGAACCAUGCGCAAAGAACUAAGUUUAGAUGAGGAGUCUUCUCUCUGCAAACAAAAAGUGCAACAGAAGCGGGUAUUUGACACAGUCAAGGUAGCUAAUGAUGCGCGCUGCCGUUCAGCCUCGUUUCCUGCCCUGCUCCCGAUUCCAGGCUCCAAUCGCUCAAGUGUCAUCAUGACCGCAAUGCCUUUCCAGUCUGAUCUGCAACAUAUGGAAAGCAGUAAACACCUGAAUCCGAAGAGCAGCAUGGAUGACACAUCUAAGGACUCCCUAAAGAUAGAGCUGCCAGGAACCCCUGGAGUCAAUGACUUAGCAACAGCUUUGCACCGCCUCUGGCUACGCCGGCACAACUACUUAAGUGAAAAACAGUUCUUUGCUGAGGAAUGGGAACGCAAGAUGCAUGUGUUGGCUGGUGAGAAAGAAGAGGCCAGUGGCUACAGCACCCCCACAGGGAGCUUUGCCUCUCUUUGCACCAACCAGUCUGAGGUCACAGAUCUCAGUACCAGUACUAGUUGCAUUCGGGCUUUUAUGCCAGAAAAGCUACAGAUCGUCAAACCCCUUGAAGGAUCUCAGACUCUACAUCAUUGGCAGCAACUAGCACAACCAAACCUGGGAACCAUUCUUGACCCACGUCCAGGUGUCAUUACAAAAGGCUUUACUGUAUUGCCAGAAGAUGCGAUUUAUCACCUUUCUGAUUUAGAAGAAGAUGAAGAUGGGGGCAUAACAUUUCAGGUGCAGCAGCCUUUUCAAGAGGAAGGGAAACCUUCAAUGUCUAAGCCAGUGCCCAGUAUCUUCCUACCACCUAUUACUUCCACAAGUGUGCCACUUACAGCCUCAAAUCCAGGAAAAUGUCUGUCUUCCACAAACUCCACCUUUACCUUUACCACCUGUAGGAUAUUACACCCUUCUGAUAUCACCCAGGUUACCCCAAGCUCCAAGUUCCCAUCAUUAUCCUGCGGAAGUACUAGUAGCAGUACGCCUAGUACCGCUAUGAAUUCCCCCGCCCUGUCCUACAGGCUCAGCAUCGGGGAAUCUGUCACCAGUCGACGAGAUUCCACAACCACCUGCAGCAGUACCAUGAGUCUGGCCAAACUUCUGCAAGAACGAGGCAUCUCUGCUAAAGUAUACCACAGCCCCAUUUCAGAGAACCCUCUCAUCCUACCAGCCAUUAAAGUCCCAGCCAUUCCCUCCACCCCACCAAAUUCUCCGUCCCGUUCACCUUGUUCAUCUCCUUUGCCUUUUGAACCCCGGGCACAAAUCUCUGAAAAUUUUCUUGCCUCUCGACCAGCUGAAACAUUCCUACAGGAGAUGUAUGGCUUGAGGCCUUCCAAGACCCCUCCAGAUAUUGGCCAGUUGAAGAUGAACCUAGUGGACAGACUAAAGAGGCUUGGAAUAGCCAGGGUCAUCAAGACCCCUGAGAUGAAGGAAAAUGGAAAAAGCCAACAAGGGACAGAAAUUGGUCUGCGAAGACCAGACUCUGCUGCCUUUUUAAAUGCAAGUAGCAAUUUAUUGGGUGGCCUCAGGAGGAACCAGAGUCUUCCAGUCAUGAUGGGUAGCUUUGGAGCCCCAGUUUGCACAUCUUCCCCCAAAAUGGCUAUCUUGAAGGAAGACUGAAUUUUGAUAUGAAGGAUAAAUUUGUAAUGAGCAAAGUAGUCUAAUCAGAAGGAAAAAGAAAGUUGCAGAAGGAUUGUGGAUGUGAAAAUAGAAAAAGGAGGAUAAUGAAGAUGAGGAUGGUAAAAAGACCUAGGGUUUGAGUAAUUAUAAUUGAGAAAUACGUAGGCAAGAAGGAUGGAUACAGGAAUUAGAAAGGAAGAAAUAGAGAGCAAGUGUGGAGCCUCGGGGUUUCUUGACUUGAACCAAAAAAAAAAAGGUAAAGCAAAAUACAAUAAAUUUUUUUAAAUAGUAGACUAUAUCUGAAAUACACUCUGGACUUGUAUUCUCAUCCCUUUCUCAAUCACAAGUUGAGAGAAGUCAGUUUAUAGAAGCAGAGAAUGAGAGAACUUCCAUUGUCAUUUGAAAAUUCAUCCUUUUUUUCAAGGCUGGUUCCUAAACUAGGGAUUAAAGUGACAUGUCCAGGUUUUUACCUAGCAGCAUUCUUCCUAUAUGAUACUUAGAUAUGAGCAUGUCUGUCACCGGUUUUUUUCACAGUUGAAACAAAAAAGCUAGGAAAUUUUCCUGUUCAUCAAAUCAGAGGAAGCCCAUGUUUCUUUCUGCUUCAAGCAAAUAGGAGAAUUAUACUGAGCACAAGCACUCUUCCAAUUUUUUUUUGUAUUUGUAGCCAUCUUUACAGUUUUUUAAAAUGUAUUUUUGUACUAUGCGGAAAGCCAAUGCCCUUCUUCCUUGUUACUUUCUUUUUCCAUUUUAGCAAGCUUAGUAAAUGAGCCAAUGAAAUCUAUUACCCGAAUUUCCUUUUGGAGAAGUGCAAUGGUCAAGAUAUGAACAUAAUUAGUGUCUCACAGGUCUCCUUGGAGGCUGGGACGAGUAUAAAGAAAAAGUGCAAUCCAUAGGAAUCGGGGGAUGUUUUUUGUUUUUUGUUUUUAAUAAAUGUUGUUGCAACUUUGGAAAGGAAUCAUUCCAAAGUGGGCUAUGCAUAUUUUAAUGAAAGAAUACUUGCUUUUGCACAAAUAAAUUCUCAGGCACGUUGAGUUGUUAGGAACUGAAAAAAUAACCAGAGACAACACUACCCAGGUACUUACUUUGGGGUUGUGUUUUGAUUUUAUUUAAUCUAAAUGAAAAAUAUAACACAAAAUAAGGACCAAUCAGGGAGUUGUUCUGCUAUGUCUGCUUAGUGAAAUCAAUCCCUUUCUCCAAGAAUGAGCUUUUUAAAGGGCAGAUCAAAUGAAACCUGCUGAAGCAGGUUGCCUUUGCUCUUCUGGAUGGGUUUCCUUUAUUCUUCAUCAGCAGACACUUUGGUGUUAGGUCUCAAAUGCCAAUACAAAAUGCAAAGUUGUGACAGGAAGAAAGUAGGUCUGUUUUUUCCCAGGCCUACUGAAUAACUUCUGCACCUCCAUGCAUUAUGAUAUCAUCAUUUGAUUAGGACAGUUUGUAUAAAUGGAACCAUCUAACAGAUAUGAUUGACAAAAAAGAUGAACAGAAAUGACUUAUUACCCUUCUUGUUUACCCUUUUUGGAAAAGACAGGAAAGCACAAGCCUCUGGUGCUGACUUGCAUGAGUUGUACCAUUUUGCCUCUUAUGGUAAUUUUGUGGAUGACCCUGAUUUGGUGGAAAGAGGACUUCCAUGAUGAACUUUUUGCCUACAAUAAUUAUGCUGUCCAUGGGACCUAUGAUUAACCUGCUUGUCAGCAAGCAGAUUCUUUACCGCUUUGGCUGCCAGAGGCUCCUCGUCAAUUUAAGUAGCUGUAGACUCAGCCAUAAACGUAAAAACCUCAGAUGGUAUAGGUCAGGAAAAAUAAUCAACUAAUACUUGCACACAGUCAAUCAUGUGAACUUUUGAUCCUUUUAGUAUUUUUGUGGUAUAUUUUGAUACAACUUCAAAUUUUCUAAAUGAUACUUAAAAAAAAAGUGAGGACAACUUCCUCUUCCUUCCAUCUUGUGCCUAAAUAAAGAAUGCAGUCACAUGUUCUUAAAGGGGUACCAAAUGUGGGCAUAAACAAGCUGACACAAGCCUGUCCCCUAAAUAAAGGAUGCUAAAAGAAAAAUCUUAGUUGCUGAAAUGACAAAAAACAAAAACCAAAAACCUCCUUUUUUAAAAAGGGCAUUUGAAUUUGUAUUACUUCAAGGAACUGUGUGGGCUUCUUACUUUUUUUAGUCAGAGAUUUUUUUUCUUUUCCCUCAAAUGAACCAGAUUUCUAAUAUGUCCUUUUGCUAAGGUAUUUAUGACUUCUGAAAGAUGUCAAGAAGAGUGGAGCAGCAUGGGACCCAGAAAACCGCACAAAGUAUCAGAUGUCAGGUUUCUGUAGUCUAUGAUAUAAAUAUCUAUAAACUAAGCUAGAUUUUGAAGUGUUCUAUAUUAAGGAAAAUCCAAUCCAAUUCAUAUGUACAUCCCCCCCCCCCACCCCCCAACUAACCUCUGUAGGAAAUAGUCAAGAAUUAGCUUAGCAGCUAAGUUAGCAAAAGUUUGAAAGACAGACUUUAAGAUGGCUAGGUCAGCAUUCAGCCAGAAACACAGGGGUACAUACCGGUCUGUUGGUUAAGAAGUGGAUCUGUGUAAGAAGUCAGGUGGACAAAUUGUGAAAGCUAGCAAAAAUGUACCAUCUGAGAAACUGGGCCACAUCAGGAUUUGGUGACAAGAAAUGAGUUUUCGGUGGCCAGAAAGCCUCCUAGACUUGUCCAUUGCUGCUGUUACUACUCAGAUAUUUUUGCUGUUUUCACAUCUUGCAUGUUGGACUUGAAGACCAAUGUCAAAAACAAUUUUUUUUCCCUUUCUGUCCUCUCAAGGAAAUUUCCUGUGUCUAAUUUUGAGUAGAAGUUGGUCCUGUUAGCUAACAGGCUAACUACCUAAACUCAAAAUAAAAACCAACUGUAAAGCUUCUGGAGAAAAGUUAAUGGCAAUAUUAGAGUAGCAUAAGCACCUGGUUUGACUGCUGUACGUUCCAACGGAAAUUUGGCAGGAAGGUGCAAAAUUCGAGAUAGGAAACACAUCAGAAGAGGGUUACUCUUCAGGGAGGGCCAACUCCGAGAUAUGUAUCUGAUACAGUAUUCGAGUAGUAUUAAUUCUGACGAUGAAAGAAUAUGUGCAUUCUCUGUUUCUGGUCUUAACGUCUGGCUACCUCCACUUGAUGUCAAAUGUGUAAUACACGUGGAUUAAACUCUGUCUAGCACAGCAGUGAAAUGCAUUUGUGUAUGCAGAAGUGAUUGCAGCCAAGAGAGCGGCAAAAGGCAGGUGACUGCUGGCUAACAUCGUCUAAUAUUUAGGAAUGUGGGCUGUUUUCAGACAGCUUUGUGCACUUGACUUUAUUUAUGGAAUGUAAAUCAGAUAAUAAACAUGUACAUCUUUCUUUUUAAA
Monodelphis domestica (gray short-tailed opossum) is the source of this 6733-nucleotide messenger RNA. It is a transcript of the gene TRAK2, whose product is annotated as trafficking kinesin protein 2. Gene Ontology annotation, molecular function: myosin binding; GABA receptor binding. The record is from RefSeq and is a predicted model, not a curated record. Gene Ontology annotation, cellular component: cytoplasmic vesicle; mitochondrion; dendrite. Gene Ontology annotation, biological process: vesicle transport along microtubule; mitochondrion distribution; neurogenesis. NCBI's taxonomy places the organism in Eukaryota, Metazoa, Chordata, Mammalia, Didelphimorphia, Didelphidae.